This is a messenger RNA of Toxoplasma gondii ME49, 3826 nucleotides long. Its product is annotated as radical SAM domain-containing protein. NCBI's taxonomy places the organism in Eukaryota, Apicomplexa, Conoidasida, Eucoccidiorida, Sarcocystidae. Gene Ontology annotation, biological process: wybutosine biosynthetic process. The record is from RefSeq and is a predicted model, not a curated record. Gene Ontology annotation, molecular function: catalytic activity; 4 iron, 4 sulfur cluster binding. The coding region runs from base 461 to 3205 and encodes 914 amino acids. The transcript has 6 exons.
CCCGUCCGCAGUGGCGUGUCAUUCUCGUGGUGAAACAAUAUCUCAACAGACCCAUUUCCCGUUAUCGCGAGCAACUGCAAUGCACAUCUGCAUGCAUGGCAAUCUUCUAAGGACGGAACAUCGCGGUCAUCGAAGCCCCCAAUGUCGUUCUAGUCGCAUUUCAUGCAACACCACAAAGCGAAGCGUCUCAGAAACUUGUUAGAAAAGCGGGACUGUAUCCUGAACAGAGGACCGCCCUAUGGCUCCGUCGUCAUUGUCCAGCUUUCAAGUCGUAAUGAACAGCUAGACCGUCUCCAAGGAAUCUCCAACAAGAGAUCUCGAAGAAAGUUGCACGUUGAGGUGCUUGACACCUAUUUUUUGUCAAGAAACUCGGAGGAUGUAGCAGAGCAGAUCGAAACCGGUCUUCCGGAUUAACGCCGUGGGGUCUUCCGCAUUGGUCUUGUUUGACACUAUUCAGCGCAUGUGUAUCAGAUGUCAAGGCAUGCCGGCGGCCACGCAGAGCCUUCAUGUCCUUUUUUUUUCUUUAUUCCUCUACUCCAUUUGCCAGCCAGAAACGUUUUUACUCGGCGCCGUUACGGCCCGUGUCGGCCCCGUUGACUUUGGUGCUGGCAAUGGCUUCGAGUGUCUCAGUCUUCCCUCCACGAGCAGUCCGGUCAUUGCUCCGGCACUGAGAUUGUUGCCCAUCUUAAAACCCACCCUCGUCAGAAGGCUGCAUUGGGAGAGGUUCCGUGCAUUUCCGAAUUGCGCAACCUUUUCUGUCCCCACGGCUCUAUCGUUUCUCGCCCCUACACCAUUUCUGCUCGCAAGUCACAUUCCGAACAUGCGAAAGACUUUUGCCACACUUAAUGGGUCCCGUGGUACAAUUCUUUCCGACGCGCAAGCAGGGUUGCAGUCACACUCCCGUCGCCACUGUACCACGGGGAUUUUAUCUGAGACACCUGCGCCGAGUUUGUCUUUCCAGGCGUCGGACAGGAAGAAAGCCGCAAACACCGAGCGGUCUGAGGAUCUCGUUUUCUGGCGGAGCGAAAUGCCGAAACGUCGGAUGACAUUCCUUCCUCUUUCGUCUCCAGCACGCCUCGGCGGCUGCUGCUGCGCCCGGCAUCUCGCCAUGGGGAAAGUUGUGGGGUUUCCCCUCGGCGCAUUGCCUGCCGUCAGAAGCAGUGUUUGCAUGCAUGCGUUGAGGACGCACGUGUCACAGAAGCACCGCGAUUCUCCAGUCUCCGAGAAUUCGUUUUCGUCGGAGCCGUCUGCGGCACCGAUGACUGCCGGUCCGAUCUCAAGCGUUCCUUGGCUGCAUGGCUGGUCACGUACACUCCAAGGUGGACACUCGAGCAGAGCGGCAGAUUCUCUCACGUUGAAUUCUUCUACAAAGGGCUUACAUUGCCUCACCCAUUCCAGGAUGCGUCCAUAUGCAUCUUCUGUUCAAAGCAGUGGGCGAUGUCCCUCUCCGUAUUCUCGCCAUUCACCAGCAGGAGGCUCGUGUCUGUCGUUCGCUGUGUCUCGUGCGCAUGCGUCGACCGCGACAAGGACCUCGGAAUGCGCGCUAGCAGCCUCCCUGCCUCGGGACCCGCUACCAGAGUCUUCUGCUUCCUCUUGGUCGUCGUAUUCUUCCUCGUCUCCCAGUCCGUCUCCUUCUUCGCCUUCUGUCUCCGCCGGCUGUUCUUCAUGCCUCUCGCCGUGUCACCUGCGUCUUCCCCUAGAGCCAUCCGCGCCGGAGAGCGAGACUGUACAGGUUGACAAAGACGGAGAGACACAGAGACCUCUUGUGACUCCUCGCAUGCACGCGCGGAUGGAGAAACAAGGCUACAAAGUCGUUGGGACCCACUCAGCUGUCAAGCUUUGCCGGUGGACGAAAAAGCAGUUGCAAGGCCUAGGCGGGUGCUACAAGCAUACCUUCUACGGCAUUGAGAGUCACCGCUGCAUGGAGGCGACCACAAGCAUUGCGUGCAGCAACAGGUGCAUUUUCUGUUGGAGGCACCACACCCAUCCUGCUAGUAAAACAUUCAGCUGGCAAGUCGACCCCCCGGAGUUCGUUCUGAAGCAUGCGCUUGAAGCACAUUGGUCUCUGAUCAAACCCUUGCGAGGCGUUCACUGGGUCACUCCUGAAGCAUUUGCAGAAGCCAAGGAACCUCGACAUUGUGCGCUCUCUCUCAUAGGCGAGGCACUUAUGUACCCGCGUAUUAACGAGUUCAUAGACUUGCUGCAUGCAAAGGGGAUCAGCUCCUUCCUCGUUAUGAACGGCCAACACCCGGACCGCCUUGCCGACCUCACCACGGUGACGCAACUCUACGUCAGCGUAGACGCACCGAACAAGAAGGAUUUAAAAGCAAUUGACCGGCCUCUGUUUACGGACUACUGGGAACGUCUGCUGGCAUCUCUGGAGAUUCUUCGAGAAAAACGAGAACGGACAGUUCUUCGCAUGACGCUGAUCAAAAGUGUGAAUGACGCCGAUCUUGAGGGCUAUGCGCGCCUGGUUGAGUUGGGGCGGCCUAACUUCAUAGAAAUCAAAGGAGUGACUUUCGCUGGACACAGCCCGAACUUUAAGCUCUCACUUGGCAACACGCCCCACAUGCAGGAAACAUUAGAGUUCUCCCGAAAGCUGCUGAGGGUUUUGAACGCGCACGAUACGACUAGUGCAGCCAGCUUGGAACGGCUCGGGAGCAGUGAUUAUGCGAUGCCGAUGUAUAGACUCGCUAGCAUCCACGAGCACACGAAUGCUGUCCUUCUGGCAGACGCGCGCCUCUUCCUCUUGCCUCCGGAGAUACCGACAGGCUCGGAAACAAAUCACAAGUCACGCUCACACGUAACUUCUGAGGACCACGACCGAAGCGGCGGUUCAAAGGGUAACCCUGCCGGAAUGGAAUUCGAAAAUGGGGCGUGUGAGGAAAGAGAUGGCGGAAGCCCUACAGCAGAGCCGGAUGGUCCACCAGACAGCAGAGAUAGUAUGCGAUGGCACACGCAUAUCGAUUUCAAGAAAUUUUUCGAACUGAACAAGGAAGACCGACACGCACGAAACUACCGCAGCGAAACGCCAUCGUGGGCUCUUCCUGACGCUCCUCUUCGCGGUUUCGAUCCUCGGUUUGAUGUACACAAAUAUGUCAAACAAAUCGCCGGCCGACCACAUAGUCUCCCAGAAGUUCAAAAGCAAGACGCCGUGUUUCCGGACACAGGCACUCAUGCUCAGACGCAGCCGAAGUGCAACUAAGGUGUUCAACACGUAGGCGACCAAGUACAACGAGACUGAGAACGACCGGUUGUAGAGGAGGAUGCGGAUUGUAGUAAAGCAUAGCUACGUCACAGAUUGUGUGGCGGUAGUGUCAUUUCUAACGCUGGUGUUUCGUUUCCCUAAUGCAAAAGGCAAAUUGCUGUGUUGACUCUGAAACUGCGGCGACACGCGGCGGGUCUUCCAGUGGCACUUUAAGAACCAAGCAUUGACCAGAAUCGAGACGUUGGGGCGUGAAGAAACUAGAUAGUCUCGUCAGCAUGCUAAUGUAUCCGGUGAUGCUCUGUUGCGCGGGUGGUUUCUCCUGUGUGAUGCAUCUGACGUCACAGGAAUUAAGUUGUCUGGACCCUUCUGGUGGGCGUGCCGUACGUAUGCAAAGCGGCACCCGUGGACGGUGGACACAUGUCGUUAAAAGUGUUAAUGGACUCAGGACUCUCCGCCGCGUUAGUUGUGAAUGCUGGUUUUUUCAUCUCAAACUGGUCCCCGUUGUGCCGUUGUGUCUGCCAAAUCAACCGUUGUCGGUCACAUCCCAUGGCUAGGUCCCUCACCUGAAGUGGAAGCCCAAGUACACUUCAGCUGGGCUACACAGUAACACGCUAAGAG